This is a messenger RNA of Python bivittatus (Burmese python), 1818 nucleotides long. It is a transcript of the gene SLC24A4, whose product is annotated as solute carrier family 24 member 4. Gene Ontology annotation, molecular function: calcium channel activity; calcium, potassium:sodium antiporter activity. Gene Ontology annotation, cellular component: plasma membrane. NCBI's taxonomy places the organism in Eukaryota, Metazoa, Chordata, Lepidosauria, Squamata, Pythonidae. The record is from RefSeq and is a predicted model, not a curated record. Gene Ontology annotation, biological process: intracellular calcium ion homeostasis; calcium ion transmembrane transport; sensory perception of smell.
AUGGGGCUGGAGGUCUCGCCGAGCGUCCCUUCGAAGCCGCCGCUCUUCAAACUGAGGAAAGUUCGCAAGCGGCGGGAGAUGCUGCUGCAACAGCUGGGCUUCAUCUGCGCGGUCCUCUUUUUCGUUUGGUGCAUGUCCGAGCUAGGGCAAGAGUCAGCUGUUGUCGACCAAAGUGUUCUGUCAGAAUUAUGGAGGAAUAGAAGAUUGAUGGCAUCCAGUAAUGAGUCACACAAACAAAAGAACUGCACGGAGCCAGCGAUUCAUGAAUUUCCUGAGGAUUUAUUCAAAAACAAAGAAAGGCAGCAAGGAGCAAUAUUGCUUCAUAUUACUGGUGCUCUGUAUAUGUUUUAUGCCUUGGCUAUUGUAUGUGACGAUUUCUUUGUUCCAUCUUUAGAAAAAAUUUGUGAGAAACUACAUCUGAGCGAAGAUGUCGCAGGAGCCACAUUUAUGGCUGCUGGAAGUUCAACCCCCGAGUUAUUUGCAUCAGUCAUAGGUGUAUUUAUUACUCAUGGUGAUGUAGGAGUUGGAACCAUUGUCGGUUCUGCCGUUUUCAAUAUCCUCUGCAUUAUUGGUGUCUGUGGAAUCUUUGCUGGGCAGGUGGUCCGUCUCACUUGGUGGUCUGUGUUCAGGGAUUCUGUCUACUACACUCUGUCUGUAAUAGCACUUAUUGUGUUUAUAUAUGAUGAGAAAAUUGUAUGGUGGGAAAGCCUUAUACUCAUCAUUAUGUAUUCCUUCUAUAUACUUAUCAUGAAAUACAAUGUGAAGAUGCAGAACUUCUUUACUAUCAAAAGUAUGAAUGUUGGGAAUGGCAACACUGUGAACAGCGAACUGGAAGAUGGUAAUGAAUAUUAUGACCUUAGCUGUGAUGAUCCAUCCAUACCAUUGCUACAGAAAGUGAGAGGAACGCAAGAGCAUGGACGCAAUUCUGUGGUGAUGGUCGAUGAGAUUAUUUGUUCCAGUCCUCCGAAAUAUCGCUUCCCUGAAGCUGGCUUGCGAAUAAUGAUUACCAACAAAUUUGGGCCAAGAACCAGACUACGGAUGGCAAGCAGGUUAAUUAUUAAUGAGCGCCAGCGUCUAAUUCAUUCUUCCAAUGGCCAGUUGAUUCAGAAUGGGAGACAUGAGAAUAUUGAAAAUGGGGCCAUCCAUGUUGAUAACCAAGAAGAAGGAACAGAACACAUUGUCCUGUCUCCAUUUUCACCACCAGAAGGAAAAAUGGACAAAGUCAAAUGGAUCCUGACCUGGCCACUGAUAUUCCUCCUCUUUUUCACCAUCCCAAACUGCAGCAAGCCACGCUGGGAGAAUUUUUUCAUGCUGACAUUUGUCUUUUCCACACUGUGGAUUGCUUUGUUUUCCUACUUUAUGGUGUGGCUGGUAACAGUGAUUGGUUACACUCUAGGGAUACCUGAUGUUAUCAUGGGCAUUACUUUCCUAGCUGCAGGAACUAGUGUACCAGACUGCAUGGCCAGCUUAAUAGUAGCAAGACAAGGAUUAGGUGACAUGGCAGUGUCCAAUACAAUUGGAAGCAACGUGUUUGACAUUCUUGUGGGGCUUGGAGUACCAUGGGGCUUACAGACUAUGGUGGUUAAUUAUGGCUCAUACGUUAAGAUAAACAGCAAAGGACUAGUUUAUUCUGUUGUGCUUCUUCUGGGGUCUGUAGCUCUUACUGUUGGCGGGAUCCACUUAAAUAAAUGGAAACUUGAUAAGAAAUUGGGCAUAUAUGUGCUCACCCUCUAUGCCAUUUUCUUGUGUUUCUCAAUACUGAUAGAGUUUAACGUCUUCACUUUUGUCAACUUUCCAAUGUGCCGAGAAGAUGACUGA